GUUCCUCUAGACAUGGAGGAAGAAUCAUUACUAGGGGGUAGCGGCUACCCAUGUGCCAUAUUUAUAUACAACUAAUUGCUAUUUUUAAGACAGUAUAUCAAAUGCUGUUCUAUAUAUUUUUUAUUUUUUACUCCAGAGUGUCUGUCGCAUUUGUUGCCCUUUAAACUUAUUAUCUAUUGCAGGAGACAAAGCCUAUCCCAUCUGGUGUCUGAUAGGCGCUCAUUUCCCCUGACCAAACGAACACCCAUCGCACACACCACGUGGAAGUGGAGAGAUACCAACAAGCCGGGCAUUGUCAUCAGAUUGCUGUGAUCAGCACAAGGUGCCAGUGUUGGUGGUGUACAGGGUGGCAGUGUUGGUGGUGUACAGCCGGUGCUGCUGGACUGAAGCUGAGAAUCUGGUGUAUGCGCCUAAAUCUCCACUAGCGCUGCCAACUCUUUCCGGCCAGUUGAGCGAGUGCCAGCGUUUACAGAAGAUUUUGGCUGGCAGAGUCACAUAUCCAAUGACCAGCAUGAGCUUCCCCGGUUGCUGGCUCUUUCUUGCUGUGUAUGGGGCUGUGUCAGUGAUGCUGGUUGGCACUAAUAACGCCGGAGAGCUAUUUACUCAGGACAUACUGCAGCUGUACGGACAGAACGGCCGACUGAGUAGCAGCAAUGUGAGCCAACUGCUGCAUGGCUGUGAUGCACGCGGCGAGUCGCACAACCUGGAACAUCUGCACUUCAACCAGUGUUUAUCUACUGAUGAUAUAUUUUCCAUUUACAAUAUCAACACCGAUCAAAUUACCAAUACUACGUUUGAGACAUUCUGCCCGGCCAUUUUGCAUCAAAUAUUUUUUCAUCCGUGUGCAUUUGAAAUCCAAGAAGAGAACACACAAAGGCCCAGCCCUGCACAAGUCUGGGGAUUUGGCUUUCUUACUGUAACCAUCAUUAAUCUUACAUCACUGCUUGGAUUGUUUAUAACACCUCUGAUCAAGAAACCCUACUUCCCAAAAAUAUUGACUUAUUUUGUGGGACUUGCUAUUGGAACUUUGUUUUCAAACGCCAUUUUUCAACUUAUUCCAGAGGCAUUUGGGUUUGAUCCGAAAGUUGAUAAUUAUAUUCCCAAAGCAGUGGCUAUUUUCGGAGGAUUCUACAUUUUAAUGUUUGUGGAGAGAAUGCUAAAAAUGAUUCUGAACAUCUACGGUGAAGGUGUACAUACCCAUUUAGAGAUUGACCACAUGCUUCAUCAAGAAUUGCAAAUCGAGUCUCCACCAAGUAAAAUUCCCAAUGGAAAUAUCAUUUAUUCAAAUCCUGCAGUAGCAGAGGUUAAUGGGGCAAAUCAUCUGGAAAGCACAAAUAAGGUUUCAUCAAAGGACUCAAUAGAAGUAGUACAUUGCUGCAAGAUAUUGAAGUGGACACCUCUGAAAAGCAUUGGCACAUUAGCCUGGAUGAUUACUUUAAGUGAUGCUCUGCACAACUUUAUUGAUGGACUUGCUAUUGGGGCUUCCUUUACCCUGUCAGUUUUGCAAGGACUGAGUACUUCUAUUGCAAUUUUCUGUGAAGAAUUCCCUCAUGAGUUUGGGGAUUUUGCAAUCCUAAUAAGUGCUGGAAUGAGUAUUCCCCAAGCUUUGUUUUUCAAUUUUCUCUCAGCUUGUUCAUGUUACAUUGGCCUGGUAUUUGGGAUUUUGGUUGGCAACAGCUUUGAGCCAAGCAUCAUCUUUGCAAUUGCAGGAGGCAUGUUUCUCUACAUUGGAUUGGCAGACAUGUUUCCAGAGUUGAAUGAAAUGCUCAAAGGCAAGAUAAAAGGAAGGAGAUCAGACAUAAUCUAUUUCACAAUUCAGAAUGCAGGUUUACUCUCUGGAUUUGCCAUUAUUCUAUUAAUUACCCUUUAUUCAAAGGAAAUUAAGUUGCAUUAAGAUCAUGAGCCAAGAAAAACCAAGCAUGCAAAUACGACUUGUUGAAUGUCAUCUCUGUUUUUAGCUUUUCAUAUCUUCCGACCUCAAGAAAUAAAUGAUUUAUUUUUAUGCACGAUUUGAUGAAAGGACUUUGAAAUUUGGUUGAAAGAGUGAAUAAUGAACUGCUGCUAUCUUAGUAAAUUUAAAUAAAUAUUUAUGUAUCUUUAUUUGUUACACCAGGCAUUACCUGUACAGUGUUAUAGUGAGCAUGGUGUUACAGUAUUUCUAAGACAGCUAGUGCCACUUAAUUCCAUGUGAUUUUGGAAAUAUUAAAAAAUGUGCUCACGUCCAAAUCACAGUGAAAUUGAGAAGGGCUUUUGUAUUGUUAGGGUCUUUUGAUAAAAAUACUAUUUUCUUUCUGUAUUUUGUACCAAAUUGUAUUUGUUUACUUGCACUUGAAAGCAAAUAGGAAUAGUUGAAUAUGUAAAGUCUAACUAUUUUCUACACCUAAAAUCUAGUUUUCAGAAAAAAAAAUCAUACAAUGUAAUUAUAUUUUCUGCUUAAUAA
Molecule: messenger RNA, 2440 nt
Organism: Xenopus laevis (African clawed frog)
Lineage: Eukaryota; Metazoa; Chordata; Amphibia; Anura; Pipidae
Gene: slc39a8.S
Product: solute carrier family 39 (zinc transporter), member 8 S homeolog
Exons: 8
Coding region: 503-1894 (463 amino acids)
Biological process (GO): zinc ion import across plasma membrane; metal ion transport; bicarbonate transport
Cellular component (GO): membrane; plasma membrane
Molecular function (GO): monoatomic cation:bicarbonate symporter activity; metal ion transmembrane transporter activity; zinc ion transmembrane transporter activity
Source: RefSeq, a predicted model, not a curated record